This is a messenger RNA of Enterospora canceri, 720 nucleotides long. NCBI's taxonomy places the organism in Eukaryota, Fungi, Microsporidia, Enterocytozoonidae. The record is from the annotation of a GenBank genome assembly.
AUGUUGAGUUGUUUGAUUCAACUUGCUGUUGCUACAGAGUGGAUCGUAUCAAAAUACGAUGAAAUGAACGAGAAGAAGACGAAUGCCACGGACUUCAUCAAUAAAUUGGUUAUCAGCAUGGAGAUGAUACAAGAAGAUAUCAAUAAGAACACAAUUGAGUUUGAUAGGUUGGAGAAUCACAUAAUUGAACACUAUCAGGUAUUCAAUAGCAAGUAUUACAUGAGUGUACCAAAAAUAAGAAGAAUAAUGGAUCAGAUCACUAAGAUGAGUCAUUAUUACAAUUGUCAAAAAUUAACUUAUAUUGAAAGCCUGCAACAUAACGUCAAUUUAUUCAACAGAAUGUCAAAUAGCAACAAGAAUGCGGAGAUGUUCAAGGAUGAAACAGCAAUAAAGUAUCGCAACUUGUAUCAAAUUGGGCUGAAGAUAACGAAGGAGCUGCUUACUGUAGUUUACACAGAAGGAGAGACAUUGAAUGUUGAAUUACAGACAAUGCUAUUAGACUACGAAUAUUUGUGCAAGUACCCUGCUAUUUAUUGGUCUGUUGUUGCAAAGAGGAAGAACGUGGUUGGAGAGAAACACGAUGAAAUUAUGAAGAUUUUUGAAGAACUCAAAAGGAUCAAGAAUGGGAUAAAUGCGCAGAGAGCACAAUCGAAACUGAUAUUCAAUGGACUACUGAGACUCCACAGCUACAUUUCAAAUGUAUCUGAUUUAUCGUACUGA